AUGUUACGGGGUCUGGGAAGCUGGUUUGGCUUGGAGCAGGCGUCGUCAGGGGGUGACCCUCCAGCUGAGGGGAGCCCCGAAGAGGCGGCGGAGGCGGCUGCGGGGUGCGAGCCCGAGCAGCGGCCCGGGAAACUACAGGAAGGGGACGAAGAACCUCUUCUCCACCAAGCCAAAGGCUUCGGCAAUUACCUUUUUAACUUCGCCACUGCUGCUACAAAAAAGAUAACUGAAUCAGUUGCUGAAACAGCACAAACAAUAAAGAAGUCAGUAGAAGAAGGGAAAAUAGAUGAUAUCAUUGAUAAGACAAUUAUAGGAGAUUUUCAGAAGGAACAAAAAAAAUUUGUGCAGGAACAACAUACCAAAAAAUCAGAAGCAGCAGUGCCUCCAUGGGUUGACAGUAAUGAAGAAGAAACAAUUCAACAACAAAUAUUGGCCUUAUCUGCAGACAAGAGAAACUUCCUGCGUGACCCUCCAGUGGGUGUUCAGUUUAAUUUCGACUUUGAUCAAAUGUAUCCUGUUGCUAUGAUAAUGCUUCAAGAAGAUGAACUGCUGAACAGAAUGAGAUUUGACCUUGUUCCUAAACAUGUAAAAGAAGAAGUGUUUUGGAGAAAUUAUUUUUAUCGUGUCUCCCUGAUUAAACAGUCUGCACAGCUGACUGCACUAGCAGCCCAGCAGCAAGCUGUGGGAAAGGAGGAGAAGAACAGCAGCAGAGAAGGGGACUCACAGCUAACAGAGGCAGUACGACCUAAAACACCACCUGUUGCAAUUAAAUCUCAACUUAAACCUCAAGAGGAUGAGGAAGAGAUAUCAACUAGCCCUGGUGUGUCUGAAUUUGUUAGUGAUGCCUUUGAUGCUUGUAACUUUAAUCAGGAAGAUCUAAGAAAAGAAAUGGAACAGUUGGUACUUGAUAAAAAGGAAGAGGAAAUAACUAUAUUGGAAGAAGAAUCUGCAGAUUGGGAAAAAGAACUACAGCAGGAACUUCAGGAAUAUGAAGUGGUGACAGAAUCAGAGAAACGGGAUGAAAACUGGGACAAGGAAAUUGAAGAAAUGCUUCAGGAAGGAAAUUAACUUUCUUGGAAUACAAUGUGAUCUUUAAAUGUUCCACACACUGACAUGAAAUUCUGUUAGCAUCCUGGACUCCCCCAAAUAAGGAGAAACAGAAGAGCAUAUAAUGACAUAUUGAAGGAUCUGUUCAUAGAGAAAUAACCAGCAUUAUUUCUUUGUUUAAAAUUGAAUAUAGUUUAUUCCUAAUAAUCACAGAUGUAUGUUUUACACAACAGUGGCUUAUUUGAAUAUAACUUUAGUUUAGAAGUCCUAUUUGUAGGCUAUAUUGAUGUAAAUGUAGCAGAAAACAAGUAAAAUUUUAGAAUACUACAUUCUCUAAGGUUAAAAGUGAGACAUCAUUAAUUUAUUCUUUAUGCAGUUUUAUAAAAUUUCUUCAUAUUUGUACUUUUAUCACCAAAAGUUCUUUGUACAUAUGCAUUAAAAUACUUAAUUCUCUUUAACUAUUAUCUCCUAAAUGUCCAAAAUCAUGCCAAAGAACUUAGAGAAAACAUUUCAGAAUUACUGUACGGAAAUAACUUCUUUUGGUAAGUACUUUCUGAAAACUACCUAGAAGCCAAAAAAAUUAUUUCCUGUUAAUUUUUAAUAGCUUAACCCUGGCAUUAUUUGCAUUUGUAAUUAGAAAACUUAGUAUAACCUUCCUUUUUUUAAUUAAGAGAAAGAAGUUUAGUCAUAUAUAAUUUUAAUGAUUUUCUUUUUGAAUUCUGUGCCACUGUUGUUUCAAAUCUUAUGGACUUUCCAACCAUUUUGUAUUAAUAGUAUUCAGAAGAUAUUUAAGUUCACUUUUUUCUUGCUUAUGUAGAGUUGAUAUGUAUAAAUACUUUAGCUUCACUCAUACUAAUUAAAUAGUUUUGUAUUUAUAAAAUGUAUUUACAUUCUUCUGGACAGAGAUCUACUAGAAUAUCACUGUACUGGCAACUGAAGAGUGCUAGCGGAAACAUUUUUUUAAGGGGCAAUACUAAUUUCAUGUAACAGACAACUGCCAGAGCAGUUGGUAUGUUCUGAAACCUUUACAUUUCAUUGAAGGCCUCUAUUUCCUAAAAUGGGGAUGGUGCUAAUGUUUAACAAUUUCUUAAUAAGAGAAAUGCUACAUAAACAACUCAGGCCUGGCAGACGUCCCAUAACACAUAUUGGUAUUUUAAAAUACAAAUUUUAAAGAAGAAAUUCAUGGUGAGUCAUCAUGAUGUCUUUGUGCUGGCAAGUUGUAAGUUACCAGUCAAAACCAAACCUGGCACCUAUGGGCCUAAAGGGUAUGCAUAGAUAUAUAUACAUAUAUAGAUAAACUGAUAGAUUUUCAAGAGCCUUUCAGUCGGAUUCCUUUUGAAAGCACUAAGGUUCAGAGAAUGAGAACUCCUCCAGGAGACCUUUCUAUUGAUGGGAACUAAGGGAAACUUUGUGGUGGCUUGGGGUAAUGAAGUGAAAGUAAAGAAAGGUAAGAAAUAUCUACUUAUUGAUAAAUCUGUGGAGUUUCUGAUAGGGGAAACAAAAAUAGAAGUUUUUGAGGGGGAGGGGACAAGUAUCAAACUAUAAUAAAAUGUUAAGAUGUGCCAGUGAAGAGAAAAAACCUAAAAUAGCAAUAGAACCAUGCCACCAUUUUAAUAAAAUUUCUUACGUGGCAUGAUUGGUUAUUGAAUUUAGAAAUGUAAUUUAGUUAUAUAUUCUCCUGUAAAAACAUUAUAAAUAUAAAGGAAAUUAAAAAUUAAUUUAAAAAGCAGUUUUGUAAUACAAAAAUGCCUUAUUUUGUCUGGCAUUGUCAGAAAAUGAUUGUAGAUGGGUAAAUUUGCCAGAUAACUGAAAUAUACAUGGAACUUGGUAGUAAAAAAGUUUUUCAACUUCUUUGUUAGAGAUAAUGUAGAUACAGGUCUGUGUCCACAUCCCUGCCUCCAACUGGCCUCAGGCUUCCCAACUUAACUUACUUGGAGGGUUUUUUGUGCUCUGUCUCACUUCUUACUUCCAAUCACAUUGUUAUUUCCAGCCUUUAUCAGUAGGUUCUCCUCUAUGUCUUCUUUACUCAUCAAUUAUAAUAAAGAAUUUUAGGCUUCAAGAAAAAGAACAGAUAUCACUGUUAAAUCAGUAAAUUUUAUUCUUUGCACAAUUCCAAGUCAAAAGACUUAAUGGGUAGCAACAUACUUACAGAAAUAAUGAAGUAGCUAUUUUUUUCAAUGACAUAGGACAUUUUUCUCACUUGUUUUCCAAUUACCACCUUAGAAUCCCUGAAAUCUGACUCCUAGAGUAACAAUAUUUGACUUCAUACUCAUACAUGUGAACAAGAAUUAAUAUUAACAAAUGAAGUAACUAUUUAACAUUGGCUAGUAUGAAAAUUAUUUAAACUGUUUUGGGCAGGUAUAUUUUAAUAUUAAACUAUUGAUGGUAUCUAUUUGUAUUAUGGGUUAUAAGUGCUUAGAGCAGGAAACAAAUCUACAGAUAAGAGCUGCUGAUUUUAGCAAAAAGAAUUUAAACUUGAACCUAAUGUUGCUUUCCCUCUUCAUCCCAAACUAUAAACCUUUAAUUACCAUCUGAGAUCUUAAGAUGAAAAUGAAGCAUUUAUCAAGAUGUGUUGCAAUCAUUAUAUUUGUAUUAUGAUUUUUUCUAUUGUCAUAAAUACAUAUUUUCAAGAUCAACAUUUCCCAAGUUUAAAGUGUUAUUUUAAGGAAGUUUAGCUGAUUGUCAAGAAAAUAACAUUACAAAUUCUCUUCUACUUAAAGAUCUUACACAAUAUUACCAUGGCUACUUUUAAUUAUAUAAUUGACUUGAAUUUUCUCAUAUUAUUUAGAUAUAGAUAUUUUAAUAUAGAAUUUGUGCUGAGGAGGUUGGGUUUUUUUUUUGUUUUUGAUAGAUGGAAACCCUAAAAUAUUUAGGAAUUGUUUGUAUUGUAACUGGAUAUUUUAGUGAGGAUUUUUCAUUUUAAAAUUAAUAUUUCAUUAUUGCCAAUAAUUGAGAGAAGGUAAGUUACUUCAUAACUAGACAUUUUCAUGGCCUAAAUUAAGGAAUAGUAUAAAAUGACAAGUAAUCCACAAUUUGUUACUAAGAACAAUAGUACCUUUUACUAAAGCUUACAAGCUGAUACUAAAUGACAAUGAAUGAAAUAUACAUAAUAAAAGCUUAUAAAGCAUAUAUUAUAUUUACUUAAAUAUCUGUUAAUUUCUCCCAAAAAUUACUCAUGACUCAGGGAUUCAUUGAAAUAUUGAUUUUUUGUAAUUUUGCUUUUUAAAAAAUUACUCAGCAUGGAAUUCAUUCGCUACAUCCAGAUUACUGACCUAAUUAUGAAAUUUUGAUGCACUUUAUCCUGAAUAAAUCCUGAUUUUAGUGGGAAA
This is a messenger RNA of Monodelphis domestica (gray short-tailed opossum), 4376 nucleotides long. RefSeq names its product synapse associated protein 1 (gene SYAP1). Gene Ontology annotation, biological process: regulation of short-term neuronal synaptic plasticity; TORC2 signaling. The record is from RefSeq and is a predicted model, not a curated record. Gene Ontology annotation, cellular component: Golgi apparatus; cytoplasm; nucleus. Lineage: Eukaryota; Metazoa; Chordata; Mammalia; Didelphimorphia; Didelphidae.